This is a messenger RNA of Brugia malayi, 303 nucleotides long. RefSeq lists its product as uncharacterized. The record is from RefSeq and is a predicted model, not a curated record. NCBI's taxonomy places the organism in Eukaryota, Metazoa, Nematoda, Chromadorea, Rhabditida, Onchocercidae. The transcript is spliced from 4 exons. The coding region runs from base 1 to 303 and encodes 100 amino acids.
AUGGACGACAAUAAUAAUAAGUGCCUCAGUGAAUUUGGCCCUAUUUACUGUAACUUACUAGAGUAUGCCAAUGAACAACCUGUACGUAUGCCAACAAUGCAACAGCUAAAUCAAAAGCGAACACUGAAUAAAGCACGGAACAAAUUGAUUAAAUCAAGUCGAUUCUGGGGUAAACGAAAUGUUGAUACGUUUAACGAGAAUGAAUCAGGUUUAAUGCCUGAUACCACAAAUACUGAUGGACCAUACAGACGAUUAGGCCAUCAGAAGUUUGGACUUGCAUUAUCAAGUCGUUUCUGGGGCUAA